UUCAGGGCGCCGGCAAGUUGGGUUGGACUUCCCGGAGGAUUCCCGUCAUCCCCUCCCGCGCUGUCCUCAGGCCCUGGCCGUGGCCUCCGAGGCCGAGCACCGUCUGUUUGAGCGGCUGUUCGAGGAUUACAACGAGAUCAUCCGGCCUGUGGCCAACGUGUCGGACCCAGUCAUCAUCCAGUUUGAAGUGUCCAUGUCUCAGCUGGUGAAGGUGGACGAAGUCAACCAGAUCAUGGAGACCAACCUGUGGCUCAAGCAAAUCUGGAAUGACUACAAGCUGAAGUGGGACCCCUCUGACUACGAUGGGGCGGAGUUCAUGCGCGUCCCCGCACAGAAGAUCUGGAAGCCGGACAUCGUGCUGUACAACAAUGCUGUCGGGGACUUCCAGGUGGACGACAAGACCAAGGCUUUACUCAAGUACACAGGGGAAGUGACUUGGAUCCCGCCGGCCAUCUUCAAGAGCUCGUGCAAGAUCGACGUGACCUACUUUCCGUUCGAUUACCAGAACUGCACCAUGAAGUUCGGGUCCUGGUCCUACGACAAGGCGAAAAUCGACCUGGUCCUCAUCGGCUCCUCCAUGAACCUCAAGGACUACUGGGAGAGCGGCGAGUGGGCCAUCAUCAAAGCCCCCGGCUACAAGCACGACAUCAAGUACAACUGCUGCGAGGAGAUCUACCCCGACAUCACGUACUCGCUCUACAUCCGGCGCCUGCCCCUCUUCUACACCAUCAACCUCAUCAUCCCCUGCCUGCUCAUCUCCUUCCUCACCGUGCUGGUCUUCUACCUGCCCUCAGACUGCGGCGAGAAGGUGACGCUCUGCAUCUCGGUGCUCCUCUCCCUGACCGUGUUUCUCCUGGUCAUCACCGAGACCAUCCCCUCCACCUCGCUGGUGAUUCCGCUCAUCGGCGAGUACCUGCUGUUCACCAUGAUCUUCGUCACGCUGUCCAUCGUCAUCACGGUCUUCGUGCUCAACGUGCACUACAGGACGCCGACCACGCACACCAUGCCUACGUGGGUGAAGACCAUCUUCCUGCACCUGCUUCCCAGGGUCAUGUUCAUGACCAGGCCGGCAGGCAGCGGAGGCCCCACCCAGAAGCCGAGGCCCUCGUACAGUGCGGAGCUCUCCAGUCUCAACUGCUUCAGCCGCACGGAGCCAAGAGGCUGCAAGGACGGCUGUCCCUGCCAGGAGGGGACAUGUGGCCAGUGCCAACACCGCAGGAUGAAAAUCUCCAAUUUCAGCGCCAACCUCCCGAGCCCCUCCAGCUCGGAGUCCAUCCAGGCCGUGCUGGCCCUCUCUACGAUGUCACCGGAAAUCAGAGAAGCCAUCCAGAGCGUCAGGUAUAUUGCCGAAAAUAUGAAAGCGCAAAACGAAGCCAAAGAGAUUCAGGAUGAUUGGAAGUACGUCGCCAUGGUUAUCGAUCGCAUUUUCCUGUGGGUUUUCAUCCUGGUGUGCAUUCUGGGGACGGCGGGGUUGUUUCUGCAGCCUCUGCUGGCGAAGGACGAGGCGUGAGCGCUGCACCGCGUUUGCCAGAGGGUGACCCACGUGGGCAGGGGGCGCAUUUGUUUCUUCUGGUGGUAAAACACACUCAUCCAGGACAUGCACCGUCUUCAUCACUGUUCGGCGCACAGUUCAGCAUAGGACACACACCCACGCUGUUGUGCAGCCCCCACCCCCACCUCCAGACCCCCUUCGUCCCGGGAAACCCGAACUCCCCAGCCCCUCCCCCCGCACCCCCAUUCCACAGUUUAUGGGAUUCUAAGUACCCCACACAAGCGGACUCAUGCAGUGCUCGUCUUUUCGUGACUGGCUUCUUUGGCCGAGCACAUUGUCUUCAAGGCUCGUCCGCGUCAUGGGUGUCAGAAUGUCCUUCCUGUUCGAGGCUGCGUGAUGCUCUGGUGCCCGUGUGUGCAUUCUGCUUAUCCAUUCAUCCGCCGCUGGACACCGGGGUGGCUCCCAAUUUUGGCUGCUGUGAACAUGGGUGCACAAGAAUCUGUUUGAGACCCUGCUUUCAAUUCUUUGGGGUGUAUGCCCGGAGCUGGAACUGUCGGAUCCUGCAGUAAUUCUACUUUUAAUUUUUUGAGGAAGCACCGAACUGCUUUCCACCAUGGCUGCACCAUCCCGCGCACCCACGAGGGCUCCAGCCGGCCUCGUCCUCAUCAACACUUGCUUCCUGGGCUUUUGGUAACGGCCAUCCUAAUGCAUGGGACGCAGUGUCUCACUAUGGCUUUGAUUUCGCAUUUAUGUGAUGUUGAGUCAUGUUGAGCUGCUUCUCCUGAGCCUCUCGGCCAUCUGUACGUCUUCUUCGGAGACAUGUCUGCUCAAGUCCUUUCCCGCUUCUGAAUUGGGUUGUUUGGGUGUUUGGGUUGUUAAGUUUUAGGAGUUCUCUAUAUAUUGCAGAUAUUAACCUCCUAUCAGAUAUGUGAUGUGCAAAUAUUUUCUCCCACUCUGUGGGUUGCCUUUUCACUCUGUUGAUAGUGUCUUUUGAUGCACAGAAGUUUUAAAUUUUCAUUAAUUCCAGUUUGUCAGUUUUUUGUCAUCUGUGCUCUUUUGUGUGAUAGCCAAGAAAUCCCCGCUAAAUCCGGUGUUGUAAAGAAUCUGUCCUGUUUUCUUCCAAGACGUUUAUUGUUUUAAGUCUUACACUUAGGCUUUUCUCACACUUUCUGUCAUCAAGCUACCAGCAUUGUUUUUGGCAUUUCAAGGCUUACUUAUUUAUCCAGUUGUCUUGAUUUUAUCAAAAGAGAUCCGUGCAAGAAAAACGUCAAGAGUAUUUAUUAUAGAUAAAUGAACAUUUAACCAGCCUUUUUGGUAAAGAAACGUCAAAAUACAGUUUUCCUGCAACGUUAGGUGUAUGCUCUACCACAGAAUAUGUAAAAAUGGCCUAAAUAUGAAAACUGUUGCCCUUUUUGCGGUAGGUGAGGCAUAAUGAGACAGGGGAACUGGCUGCUCAGAAAUGGGAACGUCUGUUUGGGUAUCACAAGAGAUUUCCUGAGGGCCCUCUUACCUAGCCCGCGACCUCCACGGUUUGUACUGUUUCAGCUGCUCCGCUCCCGCUCCCGCUCUGACCGCGCACCCCUGGUUCUCCCGUCUCCCGAGGGUCUGGGGGCCGCGCCUGCACCCCGGGGCAUCUCCACGUGUAUCCUGCAGCAUCCCGAGUGACUGCUGGGAGAGGUUGUGCCUGGCCCCACGGUCACUGCAGACGAACCUCUGCAACAGCAUUCCUCAGCCCUGGCAGCAGUGACGUUUCUGGUCAGAUAAUUCUGCACUGGAGGACUGUCCUGUACAUCGUAGGAUCUUUAGUGGCCCCCCGGCCUCUGCCCACUAGAUGCCAGUGACAUACCCCGGUCCCUUGCCGGUUAGGACAACCAAAAAUGUCUCCAAAAAUUAAGUGUCCCCUCGAGUGCAAAACUGCCCCUGACUGAGGCCCACUGCUUUAGACAGAUUAUUAAGAAGCAGCUCGCCUGUACCGCAGGUCUGAGUCUGACUGGCCACUGGUAGGAGACGAGGAUUCCCAGAGACCGUUCUGAUCUUCUCACUGGGCAUUUUGAUGUUUUGGCUACACAGAAAUAAAACUGACAAAAUUGCAGCCCGCGGUGACUCACGUUUCAGUAAGUCAAAGGAAGAUUUCUGUAAAAUUUAUUUACUUACAGAAAUUUUAAGUAACAGUAACGCAGACAGAUGAGGAAUCGGGGAGAUGACGUGCGAAGCUAGCUAACAGGCAGUUUAAACUCAGCAAACCCAACGUUCACCUGUUAAAUGACACUGAACAUGUGCCUACAGUAGGACAGAGAUGAGACGGAUCCCCUCCAUCUUCCAGAGAGCGCUGACUUGCCCUUAGAUGAUUACUUACUAUAAAUAAGGCAUUUGUUCUCGCAAGAGCUAGGAGUUGCUCAUCAAACCCAGGCUCCUGCUGGUGUGCUGUCCUGGGUCGCGGCUGAACAGGGGCACGAGAGAGGGACUCUAACUCGUGUACCCUCGACAGUCCACCCGGUCCUGAGUGAGCAGUGAAAGGCUACCGCUGCAUGACAUCUACCAGCCCUCACAACUCUAAGGCUCUAGCACUGUAACUGUUGGGACGAAAGAGAGAAACCAAAACAUUACAGGUAUGUAACGAUGUGCUUCUACCUAAUUAGAAACCACCUUUAAUCUCGGAAGAUGGUUUCUUCACAGUAGGAUUUGGUAGUAUCCAUGGAGGUUUUGAGUUCUAAAACUGGGAUUCACUUCAUUGUAGAGGACUAUUCUGAGAUGAAGGAUACAGAAGUGCUACAAUUUAUGUAGAAGAUGGUUAUUAUGGAAAAUAUGGACAAGGGGGUUGAAAUUAUUGUUAAUUAUUGAGAUACUUGUGC
Molecule: messenger RNA, 4344 nt
Organism: Leptonychotes weddellii (Weddell seal)
Lineage: Eukaryota; Metazoa; Chordata; Mammalia; Carnivora; Phocidae
Gene: CHRNA3
Product: cholinergic receptor nicotinic alpha 3 subunit
Biological process (GO): monoatomic ion transmembrane transport
Cellular component (GO): postsynaptic membrane
Molecular function (GO): acetylcholine-gated monoatomic cation-selective channel activity; transmembrane signaling receptor activity
Source: RefSeq, a predicted model, not a curated record